This is a messenger RNA of Centropristis striata (black sea bass), 3963 nucleotides long. It is a transcript of the gene pdgfd, whose product is annotated as platelet derived growth factor d. Gene Ontology annotation, cellular component: membrane. Gene Ontology annotation, molecular function: platelet-derived growth factor receptor binding; growth factor activity. The transcript has 7 exons. The coding region runs from base 1 to 1176 and encodes 391 amino acids. The record is from RefSeq and is a predicted model, not a curated record. NCBI's taxonomy places the organism in Eukaryota, Metazoa, Chordata, Actinopteri, Perciformes, Serranidae. Gene Ontology annotation, biological process: positive regulation of protein autophosphorylation; positive regulation of phosphatidylinositol 3-kinase/protein kinase B signal transduction; positive regulation of MAP kinase activity.
AUGAAAGGCAUCGAGGAUGGAGCAGAACAAUGGGAGAUGAGGGAGAAGGAGGUAAAGGACUGUGAGAGAAAGAGGAUGAGAGGGAGAGAGGCAGAUAGGAGGAGGCGUAAGGGGACAAAAGGUAAAGAGGAGGAAACGGAGAUGAUAGAGGAGGGAAGGGACAGCAAUCGCCUCACCACAGACUUGUACCGCAAAGAAGAAAACAUCACAGUCACGGCAGUGGGCGGAGCCAUCCACAGCCCGCGAUACCCCAACGCUUACCCCCGCAAUCUGCUGCUGUCAUGGAAACUGCUGUCGCCACCAGGGAGCCGCAUACACCUGGAGUUUGACGGACACUUUGGCCUGGAGGAGGCUGAGAAUGGAGUGUGCAGGUAUGACUUUGUUGAAGUGGAGGACCAAUCAGAGACAAGCACUAUAAUUUGGGGUCGCUGGUGUGGGCAGAAGGCCCCGCCCAGCCUCAACUCCAAGACCAACACGCUCAGAGUCACCUUCAAGUCUGAUGAUUACUUUGUUGCAAAGCCAGGAUUCAAAGUCUACUACUCACUGCUGUACGACUCCCCUCUGCCUGCAUCCAACACCAACUGGGAGGCUGUCACUGUGCCCAUGUCGGACAGUGGUGUAGGGCAGAUGCCCGCGGCAGUCACAGAGGUUCCUUUCUCUCUGGAGGACUUGGACCGGACCAUAGCUGCCUUCGACACUGUAGAACAGCUUUUUAGAUCCCUGAGCCCAGACACCUGGAGGCAGGACCUGGACAGCAUCUACACUCAGACACACAUACAUUAUAGAUCCAGGGCCUAUCAUCUGGCAAGCAGACAUAAUAAAGUUGAUCUGAACCGUCUGUACGAUGACGUCAAGCGGUACAGCUGCACGCCUCGCAACUACUCUGUGAACCUGCGCGAGGAGCUGAGGGCCACCAACGCCGUCUUCUUCCCUCGAUGUCUCUUGGUCAAACACUGUGGAGGCAACUGUGGCUGCGGAACUGAGAACUGGAACAACGGCUGCACCUGUCAGCCCUCAAAGACCACACUCAAACUACACGAGGUGCUGAAGUACGCCCCAGAGGUCACUCUGCACCAGCGCCAUCGGAGGCCGCGGGUGCGCUGGAUCAUAGAUGAGAUCUUCCUCACACACCAUGAAAAGUGCGAGUGUGUGUGUCCCUCCCAGCCCCCUCGCUGACACAACCAGAACAGCACACACGUCUGGAAAUGUCGGACGAGUUCCUCUUGUAUCUAUUUUGCAACAGACUUCAUAUAACUACAGCCACGCAGACACAUGCAGCAAAGAAGGGGGCAACUAUUUGACUGACAGCUUGCAUCAUAAACAGUUUUCUUACAAGUAAACCACCUUCCUUCCUCUGUACACGGGCCAAAGGUGUAAAUGCAUAAAUGUUUGUUAUUUUACUCUCCUGCGACUUGGAAGAUAAAAUUUUCCCUGUUUCAAAGGAUUUUCCUCAUUUUCUCUGAAAUGACCAUACUACACUAUGUAAAAAAAAAAUAACGCCAAGACUGCAUAAAACUUACAUUUUGAUUUAAGGACUUUAAUGGAUGCCAAGUUAAUUGAAUUGAAAGUUAAUUGACUCCAACCUCUGUAUAAACAGUUUUUUUUAUUCCUACUUCAUGUGUAUGUAUUUGCACGUCUUCAUGUUAUAAAAAGAGUGUUUGUAGAAACUUGAGGCACUCCUUCUGCCAGGAGCAUGCUGAGAUGAGUGAGUGUGAGACAGAAGGAGGGAGAGGGAAGGAGGAAGUGUAAACCAAAAUAACACUUUAUCUUCAUGUUAAAUUAGGCUAACCACAACCCUCCAGAUCUGAAUUGCACAUGAACACACACAUUUGCUCUAGGCUCCUCCUACUACCUAAAGAUAAAAAGUGCCGUUAUUUAUGCUGAAUUCGGCUCCAUUUUCAGUGAAGGCCCCCGUUUGUUUUGCACACAUUCCUGUCUGCAUUUAUUCACGCUUCCCUUCGCCUGUCCUUCCAUCCAUAUGCUUCCUGCUCCUUUUCUUUCUUUCUCACCGACUCCAUCUCUCUCUUUCUAAAGCACACACUCUUCAUCACUCACUCUAACACAUCAAAGGAGAUGUCAGAUCAGGCUGCUGUGCUCUGUCCAGUUUUCAGAGCGUUCCUGGCAUUCCUACUGCUAACCGGAAUUCUGCUAACACGGAUAAAACUGUGAUCCUCAGACCCUGAACACAUAAGAGGAAAGAAAGUGGGUUUUUUUUUUUUUUUUUUUGGAGAGGCGGCUGACAAAAAAAGGACAAUCAAGCCGCCUAUUCGUAGAUAACCAGCACUGCUGGAUGAGAGAUGAGAAAGGAACCACUUUUGCGACAUAAAACAUAAAAGAUUGCAGCUACUUGAGUGGUUUCAAUCAGCAUGUUCAUGUUUUCAGCUCCCAAGAUGAUUUCUUCCUUAUGUAUCACAAUUCCGACCCACUGAUUUUUGCAAGUCUGCAGCAGCACCGCAGUUAAAGAGAGAUCUGUGGGAAUUAGAGUUACGUUCUUGGUCUCUGCUAAAAAUACAACUUACUUGAGUGUGUGUGUGUGUGUGUGUGUGUGUGUGUGUGUGUGUGUGUGUGUGUGUCAGUACGCCUUUAACAGCUCAGGAAGAGGUCCUUUUGUUUAAGGGGUAGAGGGUUACCAACAGUCUGUGAGAGCUGGCAGCCAAUACACGCAUGGGAAUGGUCAGCAUGUGACUGUGCAUGCAAGAGUGUGUAUGUGUGUGUGUGUGUGUGUGUGUGUAAGAGAAAGUGUAGGUAGCUAGAGUAUCAAAGCAAUAGAGCAAGAAUUCAAAGUAACUGCUUAUCUUUUCCAAACACAUGACCCAGCUGUGAGAAAUAAAAGGCACCGUCACCAGUCAUCUCUCCAUCAUCGCCUCCUGUGUGUCACACGCUCAGGCCAGAUUUAACACAGAGAAAAUGGGAUUUUACACACCACUUUUGUUCUAAAGACAGACAAAAAGAGAAUAACUGGACACUGAGACGAUUCCUCGGUCACAGUGAAACCCGAUCAGCUGUGUGCCAGCGGCGCUUUUAUGUGCAUGUGUGUACUGUAAGUCACGGGUGUUAUUGGACAGGUGUGGGAUACAAAACACUCUCAAAUAUUCUAAAAGUGUGUCAGAUUGUGCUCUAGUCACAUUCCAAGUAAUUUACCCAGACAACCUCCACACACAAACAGUUGUUUUUGGCUCUCUUUGCUGUCUUCUGUCCUUGUGAAAAGUUUGCUGUCAUUACUGAAUGUUGCAUUUUGACAAACAAAGACAAACACAAAUCUAAUACAAAGUGUGUGAUUUGUUCAAAUUUCAGAGGACUGUUGGCAGGUAAAUAGGCCCCUUUAUAUUUUCAGUUGCUAACGAGCCAGAUGGUAAUUAGGCAACAUGUCGCUUUGUUGCAAAAUGCAAAGUGACUAAAGCAAGAGCUUUUCUAAAAUCUGCUGCAAAUUCAUGUUUUUUUUAAUGUGUGCAUGUGUGUGUGUGUGUGUGUGUGUGUGUGUGUGUGUGUGUGUGUGAGUGUGUGUGUGCAUCCUGUGUCUGUCUUAUCAGCACAUUCCAUUGUUGCGUGCUCCAAAGUGACAUUCCUCUUUUUCCUCAUUACUGGUUUGUUUUCUCCUCCAGUUUUUUUUACAACAUGACCCCAUGGAUACCAAGUUGAGACAUUUAAACCUAUGUGUGUAAAUUGUUUGGAUUUUAUUUUUUAAGUUAAUUUGCAACUAGGAGAGUAAAAACCACGCAUUGGACACAUUUCAGAUUAUUAUGCUUUUGGUCCAGAGUUUGAGCUUCCCUUCUGAGGAUUGUGGGACUGUACUGUCAUAUUUUCAACUCAGAGAAAAACUGUUAGUUUUGGCAGAAACCUGCUUUGCUGAAUUCAGAAAAAUAUUCAUGACAGAACUGUAUGCUUUACUUUAAUAAUUUAUUGUGUAUUUCUCUGUUGUUUUAUUAAAAAUAUCAGCUGGUUGGUCUUGAUAAAUAAAGUGUU